Molecule: messenger RNA, 966 nt
Organism: Saxophila tyrrhenica
Lineage: Eukaryota; Fungi; Ascomycota; Dothideomycetes; Mycosphaerellales; Extremaceae
Exons: 2
Coding region: 1-966 (321 amino acids)
Source: RefSeq, a predicted model, not a curated record
AUGGCUUCGUCCAAGAAGAGAAAGGCAGAAGCUGCAGUCGACGAAGCCGGCGAGGACGGUAUCGAUGCUGGAGGUGAAGACAAGGUUGUGAAGAAGCGGCGCGUUCGCAGGAAGCCGAGGAAGAAGACCCCGAGCUUGAUCAUGAGCCUGCCCGGAGAGCUGAGAAACAAGAUCUACGCGCUGGCGCUCGACGGUCCAGUGAGGCCCAUUGAGACCUUCAGAAAGGGCAACCGCAUCAGGGUUGGAUCCGACUGGUUUUCCCACGAGCCUCCACUAAACGUAAUCCGGCUCGGGAGACCAACCAGCAUCGUCGAGAGCACGCCGCCAAAUGCCUACGGUGAAACGUUCGAGAAUAGGUCUCGCGUGACACCUCUUUGGCGCCAACCAGGGCUGCUCCAGGCAUCCAAGCAGGUCCGUGAAGAGAGUAUGUAUGUCUACUACAGCAUCAAUACCUUUCGACUUGUGGUGGAUCCGACAAGGAUACCGCAGGCAGUGGAGUGGUUGCGAUGCUUCUAUGCCCGUUACGGAACUGAGCUGUUCGAGCGGGUCUCCUUCGCGAUGAUCGUUAGGGAUUGGCGAUCGAACAUCGAGUUCUGGUUUUCGAUUGCGAGACUCGUCUACGACGCAACGGCACGGAGUCCAAGCCAGACCGCCGAGCGUAGGCUUUGGGCUGACUUCUUCGGGGAUCUGAAGGGAAGUUCAGAGUUCGCUGUCAGCAUCCGGACCGUGGUGGCGUCGGCCGUGAAGGCGAAGUGGAGGAAGACGCCGUAUUCUUCUUUCCAGGAAGAUUAUAUCGACUGGGCCUUUGAGAAGCUGAGGACAGAGAACAACUUGGGCUCGAGAUUUUGGAGUCAGGCGAAUCAGGAAAGGCUGGUGCGGGACAUGAUUCGCGCCGCAAUGAAGAGAGCGGAUCCAGACGGUUUCGCAGAAGGGGCACACCCUUUUGAUCCAGCGCUGCUGGGUUGA